Messenger RNA from Zootoca vivipara (common lizard), 10143 nucleotides. The record is from RefSeq and is a predicted model, not a curated record. NCBI's taxonomy places the organism in Eukaryota, Metazoa, Chordata, Lepidosauria, Squamata, Lacertidae.
GGACAGGUUCUCUAGCCCUGUGCGGCUAAGCGGGGGCUUCCCACACCCGCUCCCCGCCCCUUCGCUUCAUCCCGGUAGGGGUGUCUCGGUGCGCAUCUUCCAUGGGACCACGGAGCUGCUUUCCUCGAAAUUGCGACCUGGUAGCAAUCCCGCCCCGCGCGACAUCCUGGGCACUGCAAUCUAGUAAUCCGAUCUGUAGGUGUCCAGGAGGAAAUUAAAAUCCGGGCACGGGGCCUUGGACGAGGGAGGACCCGGCUUUUUUUUUGGUCCUCUAGAAUAACAGAAGCCGUGAAACCUCCCCUCCCCACGGCCCAUUUAAAACCUAUUCAUCGCUGAGCCCCGGCAGAGGCUGCUGUAAUUAUGAUUAGACGGCAGCAGGCUGGCUCUCCGGGGAUCCUGGGCGCCCCCCGGGUGAAUCUCCUUCCCAGAUUUCUCCUCGCUCGCUCGGGGUCUGCUGGGUCCUCCUCGAGGGCAGCAGAAAUGUUUGCUGGCGUUACGAGGAGGAGAUCUGCGGCUUUCCGCCCGCCGGGUCGCGCGACUCCGCUGGCGAGCGUGAAAGGGGAGGGGAGGCUGAGCGGACCCUGCAAGGGCAGAGGAGCGCAGCAGCCUCGGCCUGGCUCUCCGGGCGUUGAAAGAUAAUUUUCUUUUUGCUGAAGUUGGAAGUCUGUAGCUGCUUCUCCCCCGCUCCAAUUAGUGUGAGGUGGAAGCGAAACAGGGAGGGAAGGAAGAAACCUCUCCCCCCCCCCCGCGCCCUCUCCACACUUUUAAAAUACGCCGCGUAUUGGUGACCCUUUGAUUGCAGCCGCCUCGGCCGCCUCUUGUCUCCUCAGGGCUGACCUAAGGCUGCCAAACGCGAUGCUCUUAUUGCCCUUUUCCUGGGAACCAUAAAGUUGGACGCGGGGUGAGGCCGGGAGAGCGAGCGAGCGAGACGGCGCACGUGAGAGGAGGACUUGGCCGGCUGGCGGCGAGAGUUGGCGGUGGGAAGCUGCCGCUGGGUGUCCUUUCCCGGGGAGUCACCCUCCGCUCUGUCUCCCGCCGCGCAUCCCCCCCCCCGCCCGGCCAGCCUCGCGCGCUUCCCUCGGGCUGUGAGGGGAGGAAAACGGCGGAGAUCUGAUUACAAAGCGCCGAGGCCACCUUGGAGCAGCCGCUGCCGCCGCCGCAAGGUUUCUGAGAAAUGACUGAUUUCCUGCAUUCCCCGUCGCUGAUGGUAAAUUAACAGUUCUGGUGUGCAAAUAAUAAGUUGCCGCUGUGUGUUUGGUGCUCCAUGCACAUCUGAGGAAGUAAGUCUCUCUCUCUCUCAUAGAGAGAGAGGCUGUAAAAUGCACGUUAUGAAUUGUGUCUCUUUGGUCAAUGACAAAGAAAAUGGAGCUCUUUCAGCUGAAGCUGGAUUAAUGAUUGGAGAUACAACAGAACCAGAAGAACAACUGUCUCCAGCACCGCCACCGCCGCCACCUCUACCAUGUCCACCUGCAGAACCUGGAUUUUCUUCACUAGAAGUGGUGCCACCCCCUCCACCCCCUCCACCUCUAGCACUGAGCAGACCUCCACUGCCGCAGCUGGUAAAUGGGCAUGGCCACCAGAGCAAGAAAAAGAGACUACGUAGCUUCUUCUGGAAAACUAUACCUGAAGAACAAGUCCGUGGCAAAAACAAUAUCUGGACUAUUGGUGCUAAACAGAAUUAUCAGAUUGACACCAAGACAAUGGAGGAGUUUUUUGGCCAGCAAGAAGAGACGCCACCCCGAGAUUCCAAAACCAAAACUUUAAGGAGGUCCUUUAAAGAUACUAAACAAGAGAUUAAUAUUUUGGAUGCCAAAAGAAGUAUGAAUAUUGGGAUCUUUCUUAAGCAGUUUAAAAAGUCAGUUGAAUCCAUAAUUGAAGAUCUCCACUCAGGAAGAAGUGAUCUCUAUGGUUCUGAGAUACUACGUGAACUCAUCAAGCUAUUGCCAGAAACAGAAGAGGUAAAGAAAUUAAAGGAUUUCAAUGGAGACCUAUCAAAACUGUGUCAAGCAGAUUCUUUUAUGUACCUACUAAUCCAGGUGCCAAACUAUUCACUGCGACUCGAAGCCAUGGUGUUAAAAAAAGAAUUCUCCCCAUCUUGUACUUCUCUUCAGAAAGACAUGACAAUUAUAAGAAUGGCUACAAAGGAGCUAAUGUGCUGUGAAGAGUUACAUUCCAUAUUGCACUUGGUCCUUCAGACUGGGAAUAUUAUGAAUGCAGGAGGCUAUGCUGGCAAUGCAGUUGGCUUUAAGCUAUCCUCAUUACUCAAGUUGGCAGAUACAAAAGCAAACAAGCCUGGGAUGAAUCUGCUUCAUUUUGUUGCUUUGGAAGCCCAAAAGAAGGAUAGAGUUCUUCUAGCCUUUUCAGACAAACUACAGCACGUUCAAGAGGCAGCCAGAAUAUCUCUUGAAAGUAUAGAAGCAGAGCUCCAUUCACUCUCAGUCAAAACAAAGUCUCUUAAGGAUAAUAUUCGGCGGGACUCUGAACUGUUUCACCAGAUGGAAGGCUUCCUCCAGUUUGCUGUAAAAGAGAUAAAAGAGCUGGAGCGCUGGAAACGAGACCUGCUGAAGGAAUCACACACCCUUAUGGACUUCUUAUGCGAAGAUAAAGAAACCAUGAAACUGGAAGAAUGUUUUCAGAUAUUUAGGGAUUUUUGUCUUAGGUUCAGCAAAGCUGUUAAGGAAAACAAGGAAAGAGAGGCCCAAGAACUUCAACAGCAACAGCGAUUAAAGGAGUUGGAGCUAAAACGCCGAUCAUGGGUUGCCGGAGAUCUUGGAGCUUUUGGUAGGAGCAGCAGUGAAAAUGAUGUUGGGAUGUUGACAAAGAGAGGACUUGAAGAAUUUAUGCCCUUCUUGCAGCAGAGACCGCAAAGUCCUUCUUACAGAAAUGUCAGCACCAGGCGUUCCCGGCAUUCCCUGGGAGUCACUGCAGACAGAGAGCUGUUGAGUUUCCUGGAGACCUCAAAGGGUGAGGAUCCAAACAAGUUCAACAGCCUUCCUCGUGAGCAUGCAGGUCAAGCAAGACCCAGAGUGGCCUGGACUGAAUCUAGAGAGCCUGGAGAUCUUGGCUUAACCAACUUGCACUUGCACCAGGCACCAGAAGAAGGCAUGGAGUGCAGUUACUUCCAGUUGCCCCCAUCUCAUUCUGAUGACAUGGUAGACCUUGAGGACAAUAGCACUGCCCAUGCUAAUCUCUACAGCAACCAAGAGAGUGCUGGAAACGACAAGUGUAGAUUCGAUGUGCCUUGUACUAAAGCCACCGAUGCAGCACCCUGGGAUUUGUCCCUUGAAGAAGAUGAACAUGUUCCAGGGAUGCUGAAGCUUGACCCCCAUGAACCAGAUGAUGUGGAGGGCCUAUCUGCAGUUCAUUUUGAGGCUGAUGAGAGAGGUUUGGAGACUCUUGGUGACUCGAGCUUAUACACUCCUGGCAUAGUAGCUCCUCCUGUACCAGCCUUCAGAAAAUCUAAAGCUGACCAUGCAGCCAAAGUAGCAGGUCAUGCCCCUGAAGCUCUGGAACUAGGCAGUGGUAGCCCCACAUCCUCAGAUGGUAGUGUUUCAGGAAUUCAGGCACAUGGACCAAUGUUCCGUACAUCUGAGACUUCUGACUGUUCUUUGACGUUCGAUCUGCCAGAAGGAAAUGAUCCAAGGCUCGGGGACAGCAACAAAGUGAACAGCAAAGACAGUGCUAUUGCCCCUUUUAGGAAUGAUCUUCAGGCUGGUGGUGAUGUCGUCUUGGGACUGAACUCACUUUCUGCUGAUAAGGAUGAUUCCGGCAGCAAGUCAGGUCUCCCAAAGGAAAAACCUGUGAGAAGCAAAGAUGCAGUGGGGCCAAAGAGGAAUUCUCUGAAAGAUAAACCUUCAAGUGCUGCAAAACCCGGCAAUGGUCCUCUCAACCACCCCAGACCCUCAGUCAGAACGCUGAAUUCUUCGGAGAAUGCAAGCAUGAGAAAAGUAGUGCCCAUUUCUAGAUCAACUAAAGCAGCACCCCCGAGCUGUACCAAAAAGCCAGAUCCUAAGCCAGCACCCCGAGACACGGGUGCACCUGAAGCACGACUCCCGCGUCGCAACUCCAUCCGGGGCAACUCCGCAGAUGCAGCGCCAAAACCUCAGUACAGGCAAAGCACAUCUGUAGAGGAGCCGAAAUUCCAGAGGGGGACGGCAGCUUCAAGUAGCGGCCAUUUUGAAAGAGAGCCGCUCCAGCACAAGGGCUCCUUCAAAAAGCCAAGUUCCAAACCAGUCAGGUACGUCCCCAAGUCGAAGAAUGAUGAAACAAAGAUGUGCCGCUCUUUGACCAAACCCCCGUCCCCUACAGAAGCCAGCAAAAGCACAACGGCCCCUGUGCCCAAGACACCAGCUCCAGUUCCGAGCUUUGCAAGGAAUACAGUGGCCUCUUCCUCAAAAUGCGCCAAGGUGGAUUUGCCAGCCCCUUCCAAACCUCCAGCCCUCACAAGGUCUCUGUCUCAGAGGCUUCCUAGGAUGAAGAUGACACCAGCCUCUGAUGAUUCUUAUCCAAGGGAAAGUGGUGGAGGAACGCUCAAGCGAGCAAACAGUGCUAGGUUUAUCAAAAGGAACACUGACAAUGGUGACCUUCUAAGUGUUAAAGCGGAGCCUGUGCUAAAGGAACAAAUGAUAAUGGAAAAAUCAACAUCCCUCAAAUGUAAAGAUGGAAAUCAGACUACAAUAGGGAAACUGCUGAAUCACUUUUGAAAAUAAAGGGUGUGUGUAGUGUUUGGCAAUACAGAAUGUGAAAACCAGCUCUUUUAAACACUGCAUUUUCCUGUUGUGUGAAAUACCCCCAAACAUUAACGUUAACGUAUUAAUAAUACCAAAUGCAAACUAAAGGUACAUUGUGUGGAUCCUGCUGUAUGUCUGAACUGAAUGUAUUGACCAUUACUGUGAUGGAAUUGCUGUAACAAAGUUCCUUUGCUCUACAUGAAUUUUACAUGCUAAAUGAAUGCAUCUGUUUAAUGAAAAGGAAAGGAAAACAGAGCUAGGGAUUAUGGCCAGUUGUAUGAACACUGCUUUUCUGAAAAUGCCGUCCUGAAUUCUUUUUUGGGAAAGUAUGGAAAGCAGAUGUGGAUCGCUUUAAUUCAUUGGGUCCAAUUAAAAAAAAAUGUGUCUGUUGCUGGGUCCAUUGCUGGCAAUUGGACACAAAGAACCUCUGGCCUACAAUAGGAUCAAACAGGAUAUUGCUGUGUUUGUGGGGGGAGGGGCGUUGGUUGUAAUAUCAUCUGAGGGAUUUGCAGCAUGUCUUAAAUUGUAUGUGUGUCUGUAGGAAGGAGGGGAAACUCUGCUGGGCAGAAGGUUUAUUCUCCAUGAGUGUGGCAAAACUGCCUUGCAUGUACAAAUAGAAUAGUCAGUGGAAUGACUGGUGCUGGAAUUACUGUAGUAGGAUUAGCCUGAAGGUUGUGACUUUCAGAAACCACAAGUAGUAGCUGGGGAAAAUGGCUACAGGUGACUUGCCUUGUGUCAGUUAACAUGCAAACUUGCCAGCUUUUGGCAUACAGAAGUGCCAUAUUUAUAUUACAUAUCACAGAUACUACGAGGGCUACAGCCUCUAGCAGAGCACUUUUCCUGCCAAUUCUCAUUUCCAUUCAUUUUUAACUACUGUCAGGUGACUUUAAAAUGCUGCUAUGGCUCUUGUUGGGAAGAGCUUUUGAUUUCCCUGCUGCCUAUUUUCUUUUAUCAAAAUGACCAGUUGGCAUAAAACAUGCAAGUUCCUUUUUUGCGUGACAAAAAGCUCCCCGCCCCCUUUUGGUAAAUUAAGCUUAUUUUGCUCCUGGUGCAGAUUUUAACACUACUUUUUAAACUUCACUUUUUGAUAAGCUUUGUUUUUAUAUAUAAAAAAAGACUAUAGUUCACUGCAAAAUAAAAAUGACAUCGGGUCAGAUUAAGAUACAGAGAAUGAGGAAAAACUUGUCACUACGAGUUCUGCCUUCCCUUUGGUCCCUUUCCAGAUAAAUAUAUGUAGGUGGGGAAACUGGCUGUUGCUGCUCAGCCUAUGUACUUAAAUAGUUGCCAUCCAAGUCAUCUAUGAAAACCUUUUUUUAUUUAAAAAAAAUAUACCCAGGCAAUGGAAACAGAUGGGCAGGUGACAUUGAGCUGGUCAUUCCUCCCCAUUAGAACUCCCCACUUUUUCUUCCUUCCUUCACCUAAUACUAAGUGUAAUCAGUCACAACAAGACACUUGCACUGAUGUGACAACUGAAUCUUGAGGGUUGAGUCCCUCCAUUGAUGGAAGAAUCUUUGAUCUAGCAGAUGCUUCCACUAGCAGAAGGAAGACAAUUCUCCCUCCCUUCUGCAUCCCCCUGUCCAACUCCCAUCUGGUCAAGGGAGUGGGGGGGGGACUUCAGGAGCAAUGUGGUAGAUGUUUGCAGGAGAAAGGAGAGAUUUGCUAAAACAAGCUCCCUCCAUUUCAGUUCAUGGAGCCUCCAUUGACUCAGACUCUUUCAUCAGCAGAGAGGCACCAUGCUGAACUUGACUCAACCAACCAAUUCUACCAUUUCAGUUCAUGGCCUUACAUUUUUAUUUCUUUGUCCCAUUAUAGAAAUAGUUUUCAGGAACUCCUCAGAAAGUAUGCCAGAAUGUCACCAAGUGUGCUAUUGGGCUCUCUCAAACAAGACACCAUCUCAGUGUGAUAGUUGACUUGGGCUCCCUCUUUAUAGUAAUGGUGCUUGGAAGGAAGCCUUGUUGGUUUUAUAAGCUUCUUGGGUACUCCUCCCUCCAUGUUUUAAAUGCAGUAAUCUUUCCAUUUGGCGCUACCUGUAUCUUUUUGUGUGCUCAUCUGCAAAAGCAGGUGUUGGAUUUUUUUAUUACCUUUUGAUGGUAGUAAGCUUGAAAAGAGAAAAUAAUUUAAAUGUUACAUGUUCAGAAACUGUAAGUAAAUUUCUAUAUAAGAAGUAUCUGUAAAAAUGAACUGGAUGUAUUUAAUGGACCAUUUAUACAUUUCUGAGUUUAUCUUGCUAGUUUAAUAAAGUUCCCAUUUAUGGGAGUUUGUGCUAUAUGUUUCCAUUAUUCCAUUGUAAUUUUGAUUAAUGUUUGAGGCUCACGUUGGAGCAGAUGAUGCUUGCCAUAAUUUGGUGUCCCUGAAAGGGAAUGAAUGCAUUUCCAAUAAGGUCUAAAAUGCUGGGUUGAGAACAUGUUUCUUUUCAAUGGUUAAGCCUUUCUGAAACUAAAUGAGGUGUGCUGGAAAUGGAUCUUGAAUGCCUAUCACCCUCAUCCUAGGUCUAGGAACACAGAAGGAACCCAGUUGCAUUGUCCAUGCCUCAGCAGCCAACCAGCUGCAUAUAGGAGGUCCACAAACUCAACAUGAGGGCAUUAGUCCUCUCAUGUUGUUGCUCCCCAGCAACAGGUACUCAGAGUCCUGAAGCCUCUGGUCCUAGAAGUACCAUAUAGCAAAGGCUUAUGGGAGUUGUAGUCCAAGACAUCUCUGGAGCGCACCAGAGAUGCCCUGGGGAAGGCUGCUUUAGAAUACGAAGAUCUAAGAUCGGAUAGCACCUGUGGUCAAAUGAGGUCUUUUUGAAUGUGAAUGCAGAUCCUUUGAGUCUUUCAGUGCAAACCAAUCACACACUUCUAUUAAGAUAUAUUCUUUAAUUCAUGUCCUUGUUUUGCUGUCAAGGAUUGGCAGUGGAGGGUAGAAAAAACGGGUCUCUGUGUGCUGUAGUGGCCUAGUAAGAUUCAAGGUCAGAGUGGAGAGGUGUGAUUUUUGCACACACACCCUGGGCUUGAACCCUUGAUGGGUGUCAACCUAGCUAACACCUGGGUACGCCCCAGAGCCCUCUGCUUGUUGGGGGCAGCACUUAGACCCCGAGGAUCAGGGAAUGUGUCUCUUCUUUCCACCCUCCUGAAUGGGGGAAUAAUGUUUGAAUGAGGUUAUAAAAACACUCAAUGGAGCCACAAACACUUUUUUUUAAAGAGUGUAGCCGUUGGCUGGUUAUUUCCACAGCAUAAAGCACAUGGCUUCCUCCAAAGAACCACGUGAACUGCCGUUUGUUAAGGGUGCUGCCGGGAACUGUAGCUCUACAGUCCCCCCAGAAUUCUUUGGGGGGAGCCAUUUGCUUUAAAUGUAUGGUGUGCAUGUGAGGUAGAGAUUUAGCAAGGAUACUAGAAGCAGCUGGACCUUGCUAAGUGGAGAAUUUGAACACACCUGAGUGGGUAACUCUUUAAAGGCAUGGCUCUAUUUCUUUCGAUUAAAAGACACGGCUGCAAAAGCGUGCUAUGUUAACCGCCAACUGUCAUUUUAAAAAGGGGUGGUGGAUUUAAAAUAACGUUGGGUGGAAAGCCUUCUCCCCGUUGAUAGUGCCUGUAUGCCAAAAAGCCCAAAGUUAUUCUAUAUUAAACGGCAACAAAACAAAACUGUAACAAAGGACUUGAGGUGAAAGGUCUACAUGUGGAGGGACUACAGCAUCCGGACAACAAUGAAAGAUCAUGAACCCUCGACAUGCAGCCAAAGUUAAAACCUUUCCCAGCCAACCAAGAGAAUAUUAACCACGUCUAUCACACCUAGUACUAUUUUUAUUUGGUCUCGUAUCCUUUCUCUCAAUCUGGGGAUAACCAAUAUUGAGGGUUUAUAUGAAGUGGAUACUCAUUGCCAGUUCCUUUUCUCAAAAGAUGUAUAAGUGUUUGAGCCGCUAUAUGGCCUGAAUAUCUUCAAACACCCCUGUCAUGUGGACCUAUUCAAUUCUGGAUGUUGUAUUCCUGUGUGAUUAUAAAUGCUGCUUUUUCUACCUGUCGUGAGAUCUAUUGGUUUAUAUUCUACAACUGGAUGAACUGCCUCAGAACAAUUCCCACUCGGGGGGGGGGGCAUUUCACUGCUAUUUUUUUUCAGACACUGUGGGCCUGAAUAUGACAGUAGCAGGGCUGUUGCUGAAAAAGGCAUGCCACAGCUUUAACAGAAAAUGCCCAAUUGCGUGCAGAUGAGUGUGUGUGUUUUAAACAAAAGUUGGCCCUUCCAUAACCAUGGGCAAUCUUCUGUGAGAUUAAGGCAUGCUUUAAAAUUCAUCCCCCAAACAGCUGCAGCACUUUUAACAUUUCAUUAUCAAGCUGCUAUUCCAUUCCCUGUUGCACUUGUUGACAGUGUCUCAAAGAAAAUUUCAGACAUCCAUUGACCCCGAGAAACUAGCAAAGGAACUGCAAACUGCAAAAAUCCUCCCACCACAACAGGAUAACUUCCUUCUCUUUGUUACUCUUUCCUUGUGAUUUGGGUUGUGGAUUUCAAUGCAAAGAUGACUAUUAGCAGUGAAUUCAUGUUGGGAGGGUUCUUGCAUAUGCAGAAUCGGUUUGAACAGGGGGGGGGGGGUGUUCAGAAAAGGGUACUGUAGGAAUUGCAUAAGUUGCCAGCUGAGGUUCCAUAGUAGUGUGUGGGAAAAUUCCAUCUUAAUGUUGCUGCUUUGUUAGGAGCAGGAGCAGCAUUGCAUAUUCGACCUUGUGUUUUUUCCCACAAGCUUCACAUAUUUCCCUUCUUUUCCUAAAGUUAUGUGUUAAAUAGUCUGACCCAUAAGCAGAGUCAAGAGGCUCUUUUUAAUUUAAAUUGCUUGCUGUCCUGGUGUACAGAUCCCAGCUGCAGCAGAUUGGAAACAGAAGCAAAACUCUAGACCACCUUAAGCAGAUUACUAUAAUUGCAGCUAAGGGUUGACCAUGUCAAAAAAUAAAACUGGUGUUAGAAUAGCUGUAACUUUGGCCAAAAGGGGUUUGGUUCCCUACUCCCCAUGGCUGUGGAGUUUUAUCACAGAAAGCAGCAGAAAUAAGCCCCUAGCCUAGCGCUUUAAAGGUGAGUGUGUGGUAUUCUAUUGAAAUUUUAAAAACUGUCAUGUGUGCUUAUAGUAUUAAAAAUACCAUAUUAAAGUAAGUUUAAAACAAAUUGCAGUCAAGAGAAUAGAAUGGGUCCUGAAAUAUGUAUUGCAAGUGUCAAAAGACCCAAGAAGUGUGUCUUCAGCAUAUGAUGGAAACUGACUACAUAAUAAAGGUGCCAGACACACCUCUGUGGGGAGGGAAUUUCUGUCACAAAUUCCUCUCCCGGGCCUCUCUUGGAUCACCACCACCCACUGAGGGCAGUGGAACAACUAAAAGGGCCCCUCUGCUAAUCUUAAGACCUAAGAGACUCUGGGGAAGGAGGAAGUCCUUCAGAUAUUGACGCCUAGGUGCUUUAG